AUGCCGUUGUCCUCCAAUGGAUUUAUGGGACAAUCCACGAAGACCUUUUGCUUACCACUCGAACCGGACUCCACGGCUCAGCAAGCGUGGGAGCGUCUGCGUGACAUAUUCCAGGACAACAAGCACUCUCGUUCUGUAUAUUUGGAGAACCAAUUCUCGAAUACCCAUCUUGAAAAUUUCAAGAAUGUCUUUGCCUACUGUCAACGGCUAAAAAUGCUUACGGAUCAGCUCGCCGGCGUUGGUUCUCCGGUGUCCAACCAACGACUGGUUCUUCAGCUCGCCGCCGGCCUCAAUGAUGCAUAUGAUAACGUUGCCUCUCUCAUCCAACAACGGGACCCGCUGCCUCUGUUCUACACUGCUCGCUCCAUGCUCACACUCGAAGAGUCCCGAAAAGCUCAGCACCUUGGGUCAUCCAAUAAUGCCCUCCUCGCCACCUCUGACUCCCUUCUUGGCGAGUCGUCUGAUGAUCUGGCGGAAAAAUCGCCUCCACCACAGCGACACAGUCAACAUCAGCCCUCUCGUGGUCGUGGGCGCGGUGGUCGUGGCGGCAGAGGCAUUGGCGGCCGGAGUCGUGGUCGCGGGCGUCCACCAUCUUAG
Messenger RNA from Beta vulgaris subsp. vulgaris (sugar beet), 597 nucleotides. RefSeq lists its product as uncharacterized. The coding region runs from base 1 to 597 and encodes 198 amino acids. NCBI's taxonomy places the organism in Eukaryota, Viridiplantae, Streptophyta, Magnoliopsida, Caryophyllales, Amaranthaceae. The record is from RefSeq and is a predicted model, not a curated record. The transcript has a single exon.